GGGGGGGGGGGGGAAUUCCCCCCUGUUUAAACCAUAAUAUUUGUUGCGUGCACCAAUACAUUUUUUUGCUAUACGCACGCAAUUGUGUGCAAGGUAUCAUUCUUUAAUGCUCGCAUUUCCGUGCCUUAAUCCCAAAGAUUGGCCUUUAAUGUCCUUUUGGGAGCUCCCUCUUUGGCCCAGUCAGUUCAAGCGUAAUUAUUCGAAAGAUUGCAAACGUUGGUCAUUAUAAGGCUGCCCUGCUCGAUGUCCGAAUGUGUUUUAAGGCCAUAGUUGUAUCCUUCUAUGGCUGAUUUAUAACUCUUCCAGUGUCUGUAUGAAACUGAUGUGCAGAACUAGUCGUUGUGAGAAAGUGAUUUCAAAGAUGCCAGAACAGUCUGUCUUUCUUUGGGCAGUAUUGACCUGUGGUCUAUCUGGUCUGGGUCUGUCAGGUAGUCCCCAGUGACUUGGAACCAAUCUUUCGGGAUAUUGAUGGUAGGAUGGUCGCAAUAUAGCAUCCGCGCCACUCUACGGGCUGAUAGUACAGCUUGCAGUAUUUAAAUUGCCCAAUAGCACUCCUCGGGGCUUAACCUUAGAAUAUUGUUUAGCUAUUUGAGAGGACAAAAACCUUAACCUUAGAAUAUUGUUUAGCUAUUUGAGAGGACAAAAACUAGUUGGAGUGUUUAUGUAACUUGGUUUUUUUUUUUCGUUCUAAAGUCGCUGAUGUGUUGAUCUAACCACAGUUUGGAUUUCAUAAUUUCAGCAGAACUUUAGUCACAAAACAUGUUAAUUUGCAUGUGGGUCACAUGACCACAUGAUUAAAUUUUAUUCAGGAAAAAGAUCAGUAUGGAGUCUUCGUUGGGUACAUGGUGAGCCAUGUGCAAAAUCUGGCUCACUUACUCCAAAACAAAAUGGAAAGUUUCGAUUGCCCCUGGGUAUAAUGUAAAUGUGAAUUUCACUAUUAUGUUAAAAAAAUACAAAGAAUGUACAAAUAAGAAAAUAUUUUGGUCGUUAUGUGCUUGCUAGACUGUAAGAGAGUUAUUGCAUACACCUAAAACAAAAAAGUUCACCUAUUUUCAUCGCACAACACUCUUUCAAAAUCUUUAUCGCAUUCCUACAGAUGGAUGAGUACUUUUCGAGACUCACAUUGAGAUGUCAAGAUGGUCUUUGGAGGAAAACUAUGUGUUUACGCUGAAAUAUUGGGCAGGGUGGGAUCACUGUCACUGUCUUAACUUUGACAAUGUCUGUCCAUCAUACAGAUGGAGAAAGAGAAAAUCAUUAUUAAACUCAUCGAGCUUGUCCGGGAAACUCCAGAAGUGUUCACUAGAAGCAGAACAGGGAGACCUUUGGAAGGUGACUCCUUAGAUGAAUUUUGGAAAAGAGUAGAAACAGACAUGGGAGAUCCCAGUAUGUCAGAUGCUGACUGGAAGAAAAAAUGGAAGUACUUGAGAAAUACUUUUUCAAAGAUCAGAAAAAGACAGAUUGAAAAUGAUGACGAGGGGGGAAACAGCCGUGCUAAAUGGAUUUUCUAUGACCACCUGUUGUUUCUCAAGCCGCACAUUAAGCCUCAAUCCAGUCCAUCUGUCAAGGAAGAAACGCCAUCUGAAAUUUGGGAUAGUCAGCCCUGGCUUGAAAAAGACUUACUGCAGGCAGUACGCAGUGCCUGGAUACCCUUGGCUGGUAACAAAGGUCAAAUUGUUAGAAUACAGGAUGAAGAAUGUUUGUACCUAAGUGAUGGCCAUGUUAUGAUCCGAAUCUUUAGUGAAGAAUGGUCUCAGGGCAGUCAACAGAGUUCAUCUCAAGCUCCGGAAACUGGCACAGUUAUCCAGCUGGGCUCUUACAGCUACAGCCUAAUGGCAACAGGGCUUUCUGACUUUGAGGGACUAUGUUUAGCUUUUGAAAAUGAUGAGUUGGAGUUCCUCAUGGUGAUUGAUGACUAUCAGAGUGUGGCAUAUGAGUCUACAGAUAGUGAGAUUCCUAAUGUGAACAGUUUGCCCAGUGUGAAAUCAGCUCUUGAAGCACGUGUGGCGAAAGCAAAUGAUACUUUGCCAUCAGCCAGUGGAAGUUUGACAGAUAGCAAUGAACACUUGUCUGAACUUCUGGAUAUGCUUGGACGAGACAGUGACAGCUCUGAAAUGGAUACAGCAUCAACCGACAAAGUUGACUUUGAGCAAGUAGUGGUCAGUAAUGCUCAAAUUGCACCACUCAAGAAACUAGCUGCACAAAAGUUAGUUAUAAUACCAAGAAAAGCAUGCAGUGAGCAGACAGGUAUAUUGGGUACAUCUGCUGAGGUACAUGGUUCGGUUGACGAUUCUCCAGACUUGGCACAUAAAACUCCAUCUAAUACCCCUCUUGUGCUUGAAAAGAGUCCUCAUGUGAUUUUGCGUCGUCUUGAAAUGCAGCACAAGACAUCCCAAGGUAACCAGCGCUGCCUUUCACCAAUGAAAAUGCAAACACCACGGGCGGAAGUACGCUCGAUGUCUACAGAGACACCAGUUCGUGCCUUUCAGCUAAUAAAUGGUCAACCAUUAAAGACCCUUGGAGAUGAUUUGUCUCUUAAAUCUUUGCAGUGCCAGCCUGAUUCCACCACAGGUGCAAAUGGAAAUGCUGAAGACAACAGACAGGCUGGCAGAAAAGACAGUGGGAAAGGGCGGAGAAGUAGCAGCGAGGAUUUUCAAAGCAUCUCAAGAAAAGCAAAGAACACCAACAUUCUUUUUAGUAAAUCAUCUAAACUUAGGUGUAAAAAGCUGAACCAGAAAGCAGACAUUCCUACGGAGUCAGAAACGACAGAGAUGAAAACACAGCUGCAGUCAAAAUCUCAGAACCACAGAGUCGGUCCAGUGAUUUCUUGUGAAGUGAAUAGGAGACAAGAGGGGCUUUCAAAAAUGCUGUCUUCUGAGGUCAGGCAAACAAAAGUCAGGGAUGAGCCGAGUGAAACAUUGCACACUACUGCCUCAGAGAGGAGGAAUUCGGACAGCCCAAAUGAUUUUUCCUAUCAACGUUGUAAGCUCAUGAAUGAGACAACACUCCAUGGUUUAGUCGCGAGUGAUUCACAAGUAAAGCUUAUCAAAGCUGUGCCAGGCUGGUCACCGGAUGAUUGUUCUUCAUCUACAAUUCCUAAAGUUUCGACUUGCCUGAAAAACGCCCACCUUUCUUCUUGUGUACACCCAGAGCCGGCUACAGAAGUACUUUACUCAAGAAAAAGCAUACACAACAAUGAAAACAGCUCAUUGCCAAUUGUGGAUCUAUGGAAAAAAGAUACUGGAAGUGGAGGUUUCCCUCUAUGUGCAGAAGAUGGUACACUUAGUUUGAAAAGGUGUCCAAAAGAUUCAAAGUACACCGAAGAUCCUCAAUCACCGAAUUACUCCGAGGAACUCUCCGGAAGCAAGGGCACCUCCCCAAAAGGCGAUGAACUGUCAGGUGGCAACGAGGGGAGUGGUAGCCUCUUUUCUGAUGUGGAUGACAACCAGUUCAUAUUUCUGACAUCAAGUGGGUCUCUAGAACUCCAGCCAGGAUCCCAUGAUGUUAGCAAAGCCUAUCUUUAUAUUAGUGACAACACGGUCUCUUCAUCCAGUGGUGUCUCUGUACCAAACAUGCCCAAUUCUCGUCCAAAAUACUGUCUUUCUCUCAGAAAUGACGAUAGUCCACCUCCGCCUUUAGACAAAUCCGGUGACAAAGGCCCUUCAAGCAGUGUAAAAUCUAAAACAGCGCCAACAAGCGCACGGAGAGUAUCGAUGCGAAACAAAUGUAAAAACUGGUCUUCCAGCGAUGAUCUAUUUGAAUCCCUGUCUCCGGUGGCCUCACCAUCCAAAGAGAAAUUCAGUCUGAUUGACUCUUGCUUAAAGAAGUGGUACCUUGGUACCUUGGCUGUUGAUUUAAACCAAUCAAAAAGAUCUAGAUAUUCAAUUGCAAUAACUAACUGGGAUGGUAAAGAUGUGCAGGAAAUCAGGAUGUGUAGAAAUGCUGAUAGAGUAGCUAGCCCUGACAGACUUGCCAAGAAGAAACGGAAGAAGUAGUUACUCUACACUUCAAGGUCGAGGUGCCAUGGCUUGUUUGUCAGCCUGAAAUUUUAGUUCUCUCUUGUUAUAAGAAGUUUGGCUGUAUUUGGACUUUUUCAAAUCUUUCCUGACUGCUGAUAAAUUGCAUCUUAAAGAACUCCAUAGGUACCGUUUAGCCAUUCUUAGAUUAGCCCUUUUAUUUAAGUACUUGGAAUUGUCAUUUUUUACCUUUACUUUAGAUAUUAAUUCUAGUCCAAAUGUUUGGGACAGUUUGUAUGGGGCUAUAUGAAUGUUUGACUUUUCUUUGCCUUGAUUUGAGUACAGACUAGUUCUGUUAAAAUAGAGAUUAUAAACAGUGCUUACCUGUUGCCCAUUCUCAACAUAAGUGAAAGAUGACAUUAUUAUUAGAUAGAUAUUGUUUAGAACUGACGAUUGAUUAUGUUCUGUCUUAAUUACUAUUUACCAAUAUACAUGUAAAUGCUGGUCUUUAGUCAUGGCAUUAAAAUGAAAGUAACAGGGUAGGCGUAAGAUUUUUGACAUUAAUAAUUCUUUUAAGCUGAUGAACUACAGGUGUUUAAAAUAUACUGUGUUUUAUCAUUGUUCACAGUUUCGCUACCUCUUCCCUAUUUAUUGCUGAUUGUUUAUGUGUCAUUGUUUCAAACAGAAAAGUGUUUCAGUCAGUCAAAAAAGCUAAUGCACUGUCAUCAUUAUCAUUCCUUCCUACCCCAUGCGGGAGUAUAGGUCACUGACAAGAGCUCUCCAUCUUCUUUUCUUGUGGGCUAUCUCAACACAUCUGUAAGUCUCCGUCUCUGUUUAUCUGUAUACCAUCUCCUAGGUCUAAUCUAAGUGCUCCUCUUUCCUUGUGGAUUCCGUCUAAGGUAUGAUGGAUGAUGUUUGUUUUUGGUUUGUUCUAUGCAUGUCCAAUCCUCUUCCUCCAUUGUCUCUUCCUGAAUUCUGUAUCUUUUUAAUAUUUGUUUGCUUCCAUAAUUGUUCAUUCUUUAAUGGUAUCAGGCCAGUGAAUUUUUAGGAUCUUUCUGAUGAAACCUCCGAGCGUUGUUAACAAAUAUCCUGUGGUGUCAGGGGAAAUGAUAUGAUCUCACCAUAUUAUGCUGGAAAAUGAUUGGGAACAGGUAAAGUGGUAAACCAAGCAAGUAAAGUAAUCUAUACAUUUUCAGAUAGCAGAGUAUACAUAGGAAGUAUAGCUCAUUUGCGAAGGCUUUGAAAUGUUUGGUGAUAUCUAAAGCAGGAUAAACAAAAGGAAUUAUUUAUGGACUCAAUUUAAGGCUGAUUAAAUCAUCUUCGACUCCACAAAACAAAACCUACUACUGAUAUCAUUUGCUUUCGACACUAGGAGGGUUAAGCAAUUUGACAAAUGCCUGUAGCAUUUUAAAAAUUGUUUUUUAAGUUUCCAUGUUUCUAAUCCAUAGAGUAGUGAUCGUCUGACAGUGGUGUAAAAAUUCUUGUCUUAGCUCUUGUUCCUUCAGUUCCUGAUUUCCAUGUUUCUUAGUUCUGCAAAUACACCUCUUGCCUUGCCUGUUGUUGUCUUAAUUUCUACACAUUUGUUUUAUAACCUUGUCUAUAAUGCUUUCUAAGUAAGCGAAAGCAUCAACUACUUCUUGUGGUGUUUUCAAAAUGGUAAUCUGGUCAUUUAUGGUUUUGCUGAUCCUUAGUAUCUUUCAUCUUGUUUGUUAUCUGUGAGAUAUUUACAAGAUCUCUCAUUUUCUCCUUCAUCUGUUUGUGACUGUGGAAGUAAAGCAAGAUCAUCUGCAAAUUCCCAAGUCUUCAAUGUGGGUCCAUAAUGGGCAAUGGUUUCCUGUCUUUCUGUGUUCUGUGGUCGCCUUCGUAACCUAAUUGAUGGUAACAAAAAAUCAAGAUACCUGUUUCGCUCCAGAGUGUAUCUGGAAUCUUUUAAUAAACUGCCCUUCAAUCUCUGGAUAAGUCUUUAUAUUUUCCAUAAGAUGUCACGACGAAUGCUGUCAAAUGCUUUCUCAUAGACGAAAAAGUUUAUAAGAAGUGAGGAGAACCAUUCCAAUGAUUGUUCAGCUAUGACCCUUAGAUUCGCAAUCUUGUUAAUAUGAGAUAUAUUCUUUCUGUUUGGUUCUUUCUCGGAUAUCUGUCUGCGGUCUUUUUGAUGCUCUCUAGGAUAAUUGAGUUUAAUACUUUUCCUGCGAUUGACAGUAGAGCUUUUCCUUGGUAGUGUGACAGUUUGAAGCACCAUGGCUCGUGAAUGAUAAAUUUAUAGAGUGAUUUGCUCAAAAAUGAAUUUUUAGAUACGAUUUUUGUAUAUGAUGAUACCUUUUUCUGUUACCAGUCCCUGGGCCAAAAUUGGAUAGAAGAAGGUGGAAAGCUGAUAAAGAUAUGGUAUAAAUAGUCUAUUUUUGUGUGUGUCCCUAUGACUGAUUUUCCAUCAUUUUCUUCUCUUUAUGUCCUUCAAUAAUAGUGCAGUAGUAACUUCUGGUUAUCGUAUGGUCGGUCAUUAGUGAAAUUUUCUCUCUCUCUCUCUUACUUAAAUAACAACACAAGUUGAUAAAGAACAGUAUUUGUGUCAUGACAUGGUGGAAUUAGAUUUUCAUAAAUUUUUGUGCCUAUGAAGUUUUUUUAAAUAUCAUCUUAAAGCUUGUUCAUUUUUCUUGCUUUUGAUGGAAA
This is a messenger RNA of Aplysia californica (California sea hare), 6620 nucleotides long. RefSeq lists its product as uncharacterized. The transcript has 12 exons. The coding region runs from base 1236 to 3992 and encodes 918 amino acids. NCBI's taxonomy places the organism in Eukaryota, Metazoa, Mollusca, Gastropoda, Aplysiida, Aplysiidae. The record is from RefSeq and is a predicted model, not a curated record.